CCCUUUGUUAUCAUUCCAGUGAAGAGUAAAUAUAAUGAGCAAAUUUAUGCCUAAUGCAACUGGGUAUAAAUCUGAGUAAGUGCUUUCAACUCCACCCAAGUAUAAAGAACAAAAAGGGGGAAAACAAUGAAUCAGUAUUGCUUCCGUUUUGCCAGUAUAGAAGUCUCUCAACUUAUACUACUAAAAUUAAACUAGUUGUGAAAUAGCAUAAACUAGUUAUGAAAAAGCAUGCCUGGAAGGUAAGUAUUGGAGCUACACCGCAAACCCUUUUAAAUGCUUCAUUAAUUACAAGAACCUUAAUAUGUACUCUAAUAGAUAUAUAAAAAUACUUUUUUUCCUCAGAAAUAAUAAAUACAAAAAUAAGUAUUGCUAUCAGAUAACGAAGAUUUGAAUAUAUGUAACUCAGGAUGGCUUAGAGUGCUCUGGUUCCUUGCUUUCUCAAGUUUUAAGAGAAUCAAUUAUUCCAAAAAUGCAUGUAUCUUCUUCCCUGGCAAACAUGGAGCUAAAAAAAUCUUUGAAAAUAAAGAACCCCCUUGGGAAAGCAAGUUCUCAGAAGUGUUGAUCCCUUUACCUAGAGCAGGAGAGGUUGCUCUGUCCUUUAACUUCUGGAGAAGGUGCCGCCAGUGCCCUGCCCUGCUUCGCCCUGCUGCACGACGAGACGAGCGUGCCAGCCUGCCGUGGGACCUCAGAGCUGGCCACCGGCACACACACAGGCUGCUCCACUCUUGCUACUUAGAACAUGUUACUGCUUAUGCUCCAGUUACUGACAAAUAGCUUCUGUAGUAACAGGAAUCGCGCAUUUAAUAGGCUGUGGGUUUUUCUGUCUUAACAACUUGUAAAUCUGCCUCCUCCUCCGCCCCCGUCAAUAAACUCUCUCCCCGCGAGACACGAAGUAGUGACCAGAACAAGUGCGUAGGUAGCACACUGAAAGGCCCACGCACCGACACCUCUGUGCUCUUGGGGAGGCAUUUGCUUCCUCCGAAACGAACUGAAAACCGGGUAUGAAUGGUGCGCCAGCCUGGUGAUGAAGGCGUCCCUGAAGGCGUCCAUCUCCCUUCUGAAAAACACCUUGCUGGGAUCAGAUGAAGCUACAGAUGACAUGACCAAAGUCAAAACAAUGCAUGAACUGAUGAGAAACAGCGCUGAGAAUGUUAGCUGCUUAGACGCUGGAAAUCCUAAGUGCAACUUCACUACUAAAAGAAACCCUGAUGUUAUGUGACCAUUGAGCAGAGUUUGCAAGAAUGGAAAACCAAAGGAAAACCAAAACUAUUUGCAUCUCAUAAAUAAAAAUUUUUAAGAUUCAGCUGAAUCAAAAAAUUACUCCAGCCAUGGGAGAAAAUGCAAGUUUUUGGGAAAGUUUGAUAUAUGCACAUCCUACAUGUACGACCUGGAAGCAGGAGGCAGAGGGAUCUAUCUACCACCUAGCCAGCAUUUUCUUUGUUGUGGGCUUCAUGGGUGGAAGUGGAUUCUUUGGUCUCCUCUACGUCUUCAGCUUGCUUGGACUGGGCUUUCUCUGCUCUUCUGUUUGGGCUUGGCUGGAUGUGUGUGCUGCUGACAUAUUCUCCUGGAAUUUUGUACUGUUUGCUAUAUGCUUCGUCCAGUUCGUUUACGUUACCUACCAAGUCCGGAGUGUUGCCUUUGACAGAGAAUUCCAGGAACUCUACAGUGCUCUCUUCCAGCCUCUGGGAAUUUCCUUGACUGUGUACAGGAAGAUCGUCUUGUGCUGUGAUGCAGAAGUGAUUACCCUGGAGAAGGAGCAUUGUUACGCCAUGCAGGGCAAAACACCCAUUGACAAACUGUCCUUGCUUGUGUCAGGCAGGAUCAGAGUGACAGUUGAUGGGGAGUUUCUGCAUUAUAUUUUUCCUCUUCAAUUUCUGGACUCUCCUGAAUGGGAUUCACUGAGGCCCACAGAAGAAGGAAUUUUUCAGGUAACGCUUACGGCAGAGACAGAUUGUCGGUACGUGGCCUGGAGGAGAAAGAAGCUCUACCUGCUCUUCGCUAAACACCGCUUCAUCUCCCGCCUGUUCUCCAUUCUGAUUGGGAGCGACAUCGCUGAAAAACUGUAUGCCCUGAACGACAGGGUGCACGUGGGGCAGGGCUUUAGGUACGACAUCCGCUUGCCCAACUUCUACCACGUGGCGCUGCCGGAGACCCCUCCCGUGCAGCCCUCGCACCAACCCCACCACCUCCAGCGAGGCUCCCCCCGGCGCAAGCCCGCGGGGGUGACAAACUGCGGCUCCUUCCUCGCACCGUCCUAGGAAGGAAAAUUCUGCUGCAGCCACUCCUCAAAGCGGUGAAGGGAAAUGGAAGGUGGCAAAGCAGAAGAGCAGAGAGACAAAAGCAGAUGAAGCCGAAUUUGACUGACAAGUGCCAUUUAUGUUAACUGGAGUAGGUUGAAUUCUCUGUCUCAAGCCAGCAGUUGGCUUCUGCAUUUUGACUGUCUGUGCAAUAUGUUUACUUUCUGUUGAUACUCCUGUUGAUCUUCAUCUCUUUUGUUUUGGAGGAGAACAAAUCAUAACAGUCUGAGGUCUUAUUGCAAUUGUGGUGACCUCUGUGGUGGUGUGUUGUUUUGUUGUUUGGUGUUUUUUUUUUUUUUAAGCUAAUUAAAAUUGUAAUAUUGUAAUUAUAUUUUCCUCAAAAAAUUUUGUCACAAGUAUAGUCAGAAUAGUCAAUGAAAACAAGUAAGUUGUCUUCAAAAUAUAGCAACUGGCUUAUAAUGUUCUUUUUUAUGCCAUGUGAACAUUCUCUCAAUUUACAUGAAUAAUCUUGCAGAAAAAAAGGCUAAGGAACGAUCACAUUGGGUUUGUUUCUUAAAGAAAUGAAAGAUUUUGAAAUGCACAGCAAAAUUGUUGAAAACCCAAACAAAACAACAAAUUCUGUCCCAUGAGUAAUCGGUUUCUCUCCGACUGUCCUUAAGAGGUAUUACAUGAAAACAAACAUAAGUGUCAUUGCUGGCAUUAGAAAAAUAAAAGAGCUGUAACUGCUGCAAAUACAGCUUAGGGAAAUGGUUGUGUAGCAUUUCUGAUAAAAUGUGAUGCUAUAGGACCUGGGCUUCUGCAGUGUAAGUGCCCUUCGUGACAUGUACAAUAAAUAAUGUUAAUCAAUCUACUGCCAAACCGUUGGAUUUUGUUGUAUAAUAUUCCUUUUAGCUAUGUUUGUCAGGAAGAGACUAAACAGCUGCAGCAAUAAAUACAAUUUUUAACUGA
Messenger RNA from Vidua chalybeata, 3206 nucleotides. It is a transcript of the gene POPDC3, whose product is annotated as popeye domain containing 3. Lineage: Eukaryota; Metazoa; Chordata; Aves; Passeriformes; Viduidae. Gene Ontology annotation, molecular function: cAMP binding. The transcript has 4 exons. Gene Ontology annotation, cellular component: sarcolemma. The coding region runs from base 1329 to 2258 and encodes 309 amino acids. The record is from RefSeq and is a predicted model, not a curated record.